This is a messenger RNA of Fusarium keratoplasticum, 774 nucleotides long. RefSeq lists its product as uncharacterized. The record is from RefSeq and is a predicted model, not a curated record. The coding region runs from base 1 to 774 and encodes 257 amino acids. The transcript is spliced from 3 exons. Gene Ontology annotation, biological process: transmembrane transport. Lineage: Eukaryota; Fungi; Ascomycota; Sordariomycetes; Hypocreales; Nectriaceae. Gene Ontology annotation, cellular component: membrane. Gene Ontology annotation, molecular function: transmembrane transporter activity.
AUGCUCGACAAGCCAGACAUCAAAAGCGACAGGGCCUCCGAGAAGGAGGGCGAGGCCGCGAUCGUCGAUGGGGCUUUUGUCCUCAAUGACGAAGCCGCUCGUAUCAGAGAUGAAUACCUGAUGAUGACCCCAGAUGAGGCGCAGGCGGUGGAAAAAAGGCUUAAGCUCAAACUCGACCUUAGACUCUUCCCCUCGCUCAUGAUCAUGUACAUUCUGAACUACAUUGACAGGAAUGCUCUGCCAAUCGCGAAACUGGCUGGCAUUUCCCAGGAGCUCGGCCUCUCCUCUGUUCAGUUUGGAACAUCCAUUUCCAUCUUGUUUGUCGGGUACCUGCUCGUGCAAGUGCCAAGCAACCUCUUCUUGUCCAAGCUUCGCCCAUCUCUGUAUCUGCCAUUUGCCAUGGCUGUCUGGGGAGUUGUAUCAGGAGUCACAGCAGCCGUUCAAAACUACGAAGGGCUACUCGCCGUUCGCUUUGUUCUUGGCUUUUGUGAGGCACCAUUCUUCCCUGGCGCCGUCUUUCUGUGCUCUUCCUGGUAUAAGCCCAAUGAACUUAGUCUGAGAGUGGCCCUACUUUUCGGUGGUAGCAUGUUGUCAGGUUCAUUUGGUGGGUUGGUGGCCAUUGGCAUUACUGAGGAAAUGGCUGAUGUGGCUGGAAUAUCGUCUUGGCGAUGGUUGUUCAUAAUCGAGGGCUCAUUGACAAUCGUGUUCGCCUUCAUAUUUGUAUUUGUGCUUCCAAACUAUCCGCACAACACACGGCAAGUGGACAAGGCUUGA